AUGCUUGCAACAAUGGUGCUUUCCUCAUGGGCAACAUCCACCCCUUUAGCUCGUUUGAAGGAGAGACGCGUGACCAUAUUCCGCCCUUCCUGUGGCCGCGAGAUGGGCCCUCAAGGCAGUUCGAAUAGCGCCGGUCCCACUCAACUAAUAAAAAAAAUAACUAAUAAGGCAAUGACGUGCAUUUUUCAGGUUCCCGACACCAUCGAAGACAUCAAAGUGAGGCAUAUCAAGGAGUACGGUGGGGCAGUUGUCAAAUUUGGUAAUGCUGACAAAGCAGAAGAAUUCCACGAAAGUGGCGAUUUUCCGCUCGAAUCAGCAAAUCUCUUCCACGAAAUUCUCCUUCAACUUGAAAACGAUGGAGGGCAAGAUGUUAAAGUACCGCAUUACUUCGUUCAUGCAGCUGGCACCGGUUCGUUCACAGUUAAGGUGUAA
Cooperia oncophora is the source of this 432-nucleotide messenger RNA. The record is from the annotation of a GenBank genome assembly. Lineage: Eukaryota; Metazoa; Nematoda; Chromadorea; Rhabditida; Trichostrongylidae.